AUGUUCCAUGCUCCUAUUGUGCCUCGUGCGAGGAAAAGGUUGAGACCAGCGGAAUGCAGUGUUCCCAGGCAUGACGAGGUGAAGUUUGAAGAUGUCAGAGUGUACCUGGUGGAGAGGAAAAUGGGCCGCAGCAGGAGAAGCUUUCUGACCCAGCUGGCCAGGUCAAAGGGCUUUGUUGUGGAAGACAUCCUCAGUGAUGAGGUCACUCAUGUGGUGUCAGAGGAUAGCCACGCCUCAUCCUUGUGGAAGUGGCUAAAGGAGUGUGCCCCUAAGAAUCUACCUGAUGUGAAUGUGUUGGACAUCAGCUGGUUCACUGACAGCAUGAGAGAGGGGAGACCUGCUGCUGUGGAGACCAGACACCUCAUUCAGGACACCUUGCCCACAGAAGGUUCUCCACCCACUCCUGUGGCCACCGUUUCUCCACCCACUCCUGUGGCCACCGUUUCUCAAUACGCCUGUCAGAGACGGACAACCCUAGAAAACCAUAACAAGAUAUUUACAGAGGCUUUUGAAGUACUGGCGGAGAGCUAUGAGUUCAACAUGAACGAGGGUCAAUGUCUGGCUUUCAGGAGAGCUGCGUCUGUGCUGAAAAGUCUGCCUUGGGCGGUGCUGUCCCUGGGGGCAACACAGGACCUGCCCUGCUUGGGGCAGCACACUAAGAAAGUCAUGGAGGAGGUCCUUUACUAUGGCCGUUCGUUUGAAGUCGAUAACAUACUCUCUGAUGAAAGGUUUCAAACACUUAAGCUGUUCACGAGUGUGUUUGGGGUUGGACCGAAGACGGCUGAGAAGUGGUACUGCAGAGGGCUGCGCUCAUUCAGCGACAUUCUGGCAGACCGCAGCAUUCAUCUAAACCGGAUGCAACAAAGUGGUUUUCUGCAUUAUGGAGACAUCUCUAGGGCUGUCAGUAAAGCAGAGGCCCUGUCCCUGAGGAACAUUAUUGACGGAGCUGUCCAUGCGAUCACACCGGCCGCCGCGGUAGCACUGACAGGUGGCUUUCGCAGGGGAAAGGAGUUUGGUCAUGAUGUAGACUUUAUCGUGACCACACCUGAGCUGGGGAAGGAGGACAGACUGCUACUCAACAUUAUUGAUGGUCUGAAAAGACAAGGCCUUCUGCUUUACUGUGACUACCAGGCCUCCACCUUUGAUAUGGCGAAGCUUCCAAACCACAGAUUUAAGGCCAUGGACAACUUUUCAAAGUGCUUCCUGAUCCUGCGGCUGGAGAGCAGCCAAGUGGAGGGAGGUCUCCACAGUGUCGAGGGGGACAGCAGGGGCUGGAGGGCAGUGCGCGUGGACUUGGUAUCCCCGCCUUUGGAUCGUUACGCGUUUGCUCUCAUGGGCUGGACCGGCUCAAGGCAGUUUCAGAGAGACCUGCGGAGGUUCGCUCGAGCGGAGAGACGGAUGCUUCUGGACAACCACGCCCUGUACGACAAAAACAAGAAAGAGUUCCUGGCGGCUUCGACUGAAAAGGACAUCUUUGCCCAUCUGGGUCUCGAGUACAUCGAGCCUUGGCAGAGAAAUGCGUAGGCCUCCGC
Cottoperca gobio is the source of this 1532-nucleotide messenger RNA. RefSeq names its product deoxynucleotidyltransferase, terminal (gene dntt). The record is from RefSeq and is a predicted model, not a curated record. Gene Ontology annotation, molecular function: DNA nucleotidylexotransferase activity; DNA-directed DNA polymerase activity; DNA binding. The transcript has 11 exons. The coding region runs from base 1 to 1524 and encodes 507 amino acids. Lineage: Eukaryota; Metazoa; Chordata; Actinopteri; Perciformes; Bovichtidae. Gene Ontology annotation, biological process: double-strand break repair via nonhomologous end joining. Gene Ontology annotation, cellular component: nucleus.